This is a messenger RNA of Dentiscutata heterogama, 228 nucleotides long. The record is from the annotation of a GenBank genome assembly. Lineage: Eukaryota; Fungi; Glomeromycota; Glomeromycetes; Diversisporales; Gigasporaceae.
ACAGAAAAGAAUUUCUUGCCUAGUGAUAAGAAAGCAGAUAAACAGAAAAAUCUAACCCAAGCUCUAUUCGACUAUGUAGAAGAAGAAACCGAAACACCAGUUGCUUCAACAUCUGGAACUUUCAAAACUUCUAAGACUGGAGUAGCGCCUGAUAUACCUUCUAAAGAAACUGAUUCUUUCAAGCCUAUCAAUGAAAUAUCAUCUGCUAUACUUUUGACCAGAGCCUAG